Messenger RNA from Cordyceps militaris CM01, 351 nucleotides. Its product is annotated as 40S ribosomal protein S20. Lineage: Eukaryota; Fungi; Ascomycota; Sordariomycetes; Hypocreales; Cordycipitaceae. Gene Ontology annotation, cellular component: ribosome; cytosolic small ribosomal subunit. The transcript has 2 exons. The record is from RefSeq and is a predicted model, not a curated record. Gene Ontology annotation, molecular function: structural constituent of ribosome; RNA binding. Gene Ontology annotation, biological process: translation. Bases 1 to 351 code for a protein of 116 amino acids.
AUGUCCUACAACAAGACUGACAAGGAUGUCGGCGAGGGUCCCAAGAGCCACAAGAUCCGCAUCACUCUAUCCUCCCGCAAGGUCCAGGUCCUCGAAAAGGUCUGCACGGAAAUCAUUGACCGCGCAAAGAACAAGGACCUCCGCGCCAAGGGCCCAGUCCGCCUGCCCACCAAGACGCUCAAGAUCACCACCCGCAAGACCCCGUGCGGUGAGGGCUCCAAGACCUGGGACCGCUUCGAGAUGCGUAUCCACAAGCGUCUGAUUGACCUCAACGCCCCCACCGAGGUCGUCAAGCAGAUUAUUGUCAACAUUGACGCCGGCGUCGAGGUCGAGGUCACCAUUGCCGCGUGA